Messenger RNA from Lentinula edodes (shiitake mushroom), 366 nucleotides. RefSeq lists its product as uncharacterized. The transcript is spliced from 2 exons. Lineage: Eukaryota; Fungi; Basidiomycota; Agaricomycetes; Agaricales; Omphalotaceae. The record is from RefSeq and is a predicted model, not a curated record. Bases 1 to 366 code for a protein of 121 amino acids.
AUGACGUUGAUAGAUGACAAAGUGGCUGAAUUUGAAUGGACACUCUUUGUCAAUGCAUUGUCCAAAGUCCGAACUAUGACUGCAUUUGAGCUUCGAAUGCAAGGAGGGCAUUGGUAUACACAGGUGUUGAAAGUUUUGAAUGCAGGACCGCAACUUCAAAUGCUGAAGUCUGUCUUUAGGGGAAUUUGGUAUCAGCAAAUCCACGCUAAUGAUGAAGUGGUUGACAUUUUUGUUGAACUAUUGACACGACUGGAGAACAUUCAAGAGAUAGUGGUGAUGGUGACAAGUCCCGAUGCAAUUUCCGAUGCAGUGAAUUAUGCAUUAGAGCUUAUUAGCAGCAAAUUUCGAGGGGAUUUGAUUGGCUGA